CAUUAGGUAUUCUCAAGGUAUUCUACAUUGCCAAUAUAUUAAAAGUAAGAUUAAAAGUUACAUAAUAUUAUCCAGAUGUUAUCUAAUCUCGAACGUGAUUUAAAAUAAUUAAAAUACAUAAAACAAAAUACUUUAAGGAAAAAGUUAGUGCGUGUAUCCGAUCGCAUAGCAUUUACGGAUGACGUAAUGAUAGACGCCUCGUGUUAUGUGGGCGGCGGCAUGCACGCCGCCAUUUUGUUCACAACAGUUUGCAAUGGAUUGCGUUCGCAUUUCAGGCCACAGAAAUAAAUAAUUAUUUUUCGUGUAUUUAAGUAAUGUUCUAGAAUAAAUUAAUAAAUUACUUUUUUCUUAAAUUCUAAAAUAAGAUUCGUAAAUGCAAUGUGUCAAUAUGUCAUCUAAAGUAAAUGUCAAGUCAAAUGUCAAACUUAAAUCUAACAAAACACGUGGAUUGUGGUCUGUGGAAUAAAAUAAUCGAAAAGUAAGGAAAAAGUAUACAAAAUAAGUGUUAUCAAUAUCAUUCGGAUAAUAUACACACAUUAUGAUAAUUCAAGAAGAAAAUGAAAUGCCUAUGGAAGCCCCUGUCAUACAUGAAAGUGAUAAUGUUAUAAAUAAAUGCGAUAACAAUGAAAAACAAAACAAAUGUUCAAAAUCCAGAAAGCGACGUAAAAGCAAGAAUGAUUUGGAACCAAGUUCUCUUCAGAGUGAAAUUUCAACCUCAAAUUCCACAGAAAUAAGUCAAAAUGACUUAGAAGAGCUAAGGUCUGUGUAUAACAAGUGUAAAGCAGUUAUUAAGAAAAUUGAGACCAAGUACGGUCAUUUACUGAAUAAUGAUGAUAGUUCCAACUCCGAAACCGAUCGAAAUAUUGAAACCAGUAAGUGUGAAUGUACAUUUAACAAAAGAAUUGUUUUUGAUGAAAACGGGCAGCAAAUAACACAAGAAUUUGUGCCAGAUAUGCAUAUUUGCCCUAAAAGACAGAAAUUCCAGCCUUCUACGACAACACCAAGUAUGUCAAGGUCCAAUGUUCAAAUAGAGGAUAAAAACUUUCUUGAUUCACUUCCAGGUGACAUAAAAAGUCUCUGUGACAUAUUAAAGGACCCCAAUAUAGAUAUUGUGUAUAGAAAUAAGGUGAUUGAGAAAAUAAAAAUAUUACGAUUAGAUAAUUUUAAUACCAUGCGAUUUGAUAGAAAAUUGUUAAUAGAAAGUAUGAAGUUAAAACCAGAAGAAUUUUUUGAAUUCAAGGGAUCAAAUUUAUCAUCGCUACCUGGAUAUCCAACAAAACCAAGUGAAGAAGUUGAAAAGUAACAUUGUUCUCAGACAUUAAUGUAAAGAAUUAUAUCUCGGAAUAUAUAAUAAAGAAGUCAAACUUUCUGAAAUAAGAUCAUUUGACGAUCACAUAUGUGACACUCUUCUUGUUAAAUACAAGAAUUUACGAAACAAUUGCUUUUGCAAUUUUAUUAUAUAAUAAAGUGUGUUGUACUCACAAAAUGAAUUUUGUUAAAAUCCUGUAUUUUUAUAUGAGUAAGAAUAUAUUAAAGGAAGUGCCUUAUAA
Molecule: messenger RNA, 1550 nt
Organism: Colias croceus (clouded yellow)
Lineage: Eukaryota; Metazoa; Arthropoda; Insecta; Lepidoptera; Pieridae
Exons: 1
Coding region: 539-1303 (254 amino acids)
Source: RefSeq, a predicted model, not a curated record